Molecule: messenger RNA, 2596 nt
Organism: Chenopodium quinoa (quinoa)
Lineage: Eukaryota; Viridiplantae; Streptophyta; Magnoliopsida; Caryophyllales; Amaranthaceae
Product: charged multivesicular body protein 7-like
Exons: 9
Coding region: 609-1913 (434 amino acids)
Biological process (GO): late endosome to vacuole transport via multivesicular body sorting pathway; vesicle budding from membrane
Cellular component (GO): multivesicular body; ESCRT III complex; cytoplasmic side of plasma membrane
Source: RefSeq, a predicted model, not a curated record
UUUAAACUAGUUUUACCUUAAACUUAAAUAUAAAAAACCAAUUUAACAAAUUUGAACAAAUUAUUUUUUAUUUUUUUUUUGUUGAAGAAUUGAACAAAUUAAUUUUAUUUCAGUAAGUAUUAAUCAAAAUAAUAAUAAUAAUAAUAAUAAUAAACAAAAAGUCCAUCCUUGUUCAUCUCUAUACUCUUUAAAAAAAAUAAAAAUAAAAAAUAAAAAAAUACUCGCACCUCGGUAGCCGGCCACCACCACAACUCGCUGUUCGGCCACACCUUCCACCACUUCAUGGGCUUUGGACUUCUCAAUCAUACAAUUCACUUAACCUUUGCUUCUAAUUCUAGGGUUUCCUCCAAAAAAAUUCCUCUCCAUUACAAAUUCUCAAUCAUUUUGGUUCAAUCAAACAUACCGAGUUACCGACUGUUCGUACGACAAAAAGUCUGUUCUUUGCUGGGCCUUUUUAAUUGGAGUAGUGUUUUUGGAAAUGGCUAAGGAAGCAAGUGAUAGACUGAUUUUGCCAGUAUUGUGUGUUAAGGUCCUGUCACUGAUAUGCUGAAACACAGUCAUGCAACUUAAGUGUGAGUGCUGUCGUCCUUGUUGUAGUUGAAUUGUAAAUGACGAAGGAACUAGAUGUAGUUGAAUUCAUUAGGGUGCAAAUCCCAGAUUGGGAUGAUGAUGUCAAGGCUACUGCUCGGUACAAGGCUUUUAGCGGCCAAAGGUCUGACUGGGAGCCUCAAUUUCAUUUUUGGAGAGACUUGAUUAUAAAGAUUGCUUGUCAAUUCAACCUUCUGUUUCUCUCCCCUUCUCAGAUGAAGAAUAGCUGGUUCAAUAGGGGAGGGUUGUCACCUUUAUGCCUAGAUGAUGUUCUGCUUGAAAUGUACAAAGCUGGUGAUGUUUUGCGAACUACUGACCUUGGAGAUCCAACCAGUGGACGACUAUCUCAGCUGCUGAAAAAAUAUAUUCAUUUCCCCAUUGCCUUUAGAACAUUAAAUUCAAGUGAUAUUCUCAAUGAUCGUCUCAUUCUUCGAGUGAUGCUGGAGGAUAAAGCUACUGAGGUCAUAAAAGCAUUAUCAGAAACUCACUGGACAUCUUCAUGCAUCAUAACAAUGAGGAAGUUUGGAAGUCUAUUUAGGGAGCACAGUGAAGCAUAUGCAGUGUUAAGCUACAUGUCUGGACUUGGAAAAGCAAGAUAUCUUUCAGUCAAAAGAAAUGGAGAGUUGAUAGAGGGUGUAAAAGUGUCUCUCUCUUCUGCCACUGCAUCUAGUAUUCCAAGUACAGAUUCAGCUAUUUUGCAAUUGGUUUGGACCCUGGAAGAGCUUCAGAAACAACUUGUUGUCAUUGAUGAACAGUAUGAAAGAUCCAGAAAAUCUACUUUAGCUGCAUUGGGAACUGGAGACAAGAAAUUAGCUCUGAGGAUUGCAAGGCAAUUGAAGCUAGCUUCUGAGAGUAGAGAAAAACUCACACCAUUCAUCAACAGAGUGGAGGAAGUACUCCGAGCUAUUACAGAUGCAGAAUCUGCAAAUAAGGUGUCUGAAGCUAUCCAGCUUGGUGCUUGGGCUCUCAAGGAGAACAGAGUGGAAGUUGAAAAAGUUCAAUUGUGUCUGCAAGAACUUGAUGACUUCAAGGAUUCUCAAGAAAACAUCCACAAUAUCCUAGAAUCAACAUCAUAUACAGCUGUGGAGGAUGAAGAUAUCGAGGAGGAGCUAAAGAAGCUUGAGUCACAAAUUAGAGAUGAAAACCUUGAGGUUUCUACAUCUAAAUCUGAGGAUGAUGCAAUAAGAAAUCCAGGGGUUUCAGUUACCCCAGAUUCAUUGUGUGCUGCCAUUGUAGAUCUUAAGCUUGAAAGUCAGACUGAAGACCCUAUUGACAGUUCAGGAACCUCAAGGAACCAUACAAGUCAUCAGCUUGAAGCUGCAUAGCUGAAGUUGAUUAAUGCUGAAUCCUUGACGUAACCUGAGUUCCUUUUUACUGCUGUAUAUAGUGUGUGUAUCCCUCUUAAGAUUUUUCAAACUCAAUAUGACUAUACCUGUAAAAAAAAAAAAGGGUGCAACCCCAAAUAACCACUGAGGUUUAAGACCAUCAUCUACAGCAGGUCCUUGCAGAAUAUAUCUCCAUAGCCUGCACAUUUAUUAUAUUUAUAUGAUGAUAAUCUUCCGUGUAGCCUUAAACCUUGACCUGAAGUGGUUGAGUGUUUCGCCAUUUGUGUUACUGUUGGGAUGAGAUUCAAGCAUAAGCAUUAAGGAGUUAAGAUUGUAAUACGAUCACAGUUUAUUGAAGUUGUUUCCUCUUGUUAUGUAAUUUUAGUUCUCUGGUAAUCUACUAUUGGACUGGUCUUCUGUGGUUGCAAGUUUACUGAACAGGUUUGGUAAUUCUUAGAUUGCUUACCACAUUUUCUCACCCUUUUCUGAUGUUGUUGCUGAAAGAUGUACAUUGAAGACUGUGAAAAGAUUAAGCGGGAUAAUCUUUAAGAACGGGGAAUAUAAAGUUAAUUUUUCGUUGUCUCUGUCCAAUGUCCUUGUUUUAUUAACUUGUAGUCUUGUUGAGUACAAUAGAACAAGUAAUGUACUCAUUCUAUUCUUCAAUAACUGUGUAGUACUCGUUA